GUUCAUCCUGAAAUGAUAAAAACAGAUCGAUUCUGGGUUUUAAAACUUUUAAAGUGGGUUCUGAAAUUUUUAGGUGAACGAUAUUCAGUUGUUUUUAGACAUUGUUUUGAUUAAACUUCUAAAUCAGCUAUCAAAAUUUUAAGUGUAAACAUGAUCCACAAAAACACUCAAAUUUUAAGUGAUCGAGAGUUAUUGAAUUUUCGAGAUUACAAAGACUAUUUAGAAUCCUUUAUUACACCUAGGGAUCUUUUCCAUUUGCGAAGCAAAUCUAUAGCUCGACAAAUCAUUGAACUAGGUUAUCACACAGAGGGAACGCUAGAUAGAGAAACUUUUGAAGAUAGAGUGAAAACAAUUAAAAGAUAUUUGUACCUUAAAGAAAACCCAUAUGCCUUGUGUUCUGAAUCUAUAGAGCUAAACGAUAUUUUCUUACAAGAACUUGGGCUUCGAGAAAAAGCUAAUAGAUGUGGAAAAAUGUAUACCAUCAUAUUCAUGCGACAUUUUGGAAAAUCCCAGUCUCAAAUAUCGGCAUACAUUGAUUACUGUCACAGAUUAAGAGCGGAAGAUUGGCUACCGUAUUUUCAAGGCAAUAAAAAAUUAUUACCCAGAAAAGAUGAUUUAUCUUAUUAUGACUGGAAAGCUGGAAAAUCUAUUUUAAACGAAUCUCAAAAUUUUAAGCCUAUAGUAGAUGACAAAAAUGGGCUUGUUUUUCAAAACACUCAUGAUCUUAAAUUUGUAGAUCCUAACUCAACUUUUUUAGCACGUACUACAAUAUAUAGUGAAUUGUAUGGACCCAUUGUACUGUAUGAUCACAAUGUAGAAAUUUCAUAACACUUAAACUUACUGGUCUUUCUGGCUUGUGGGUUAUCGUCAAAUUAAUGCCUCUACCAUUUUUAAUUAAUGCAGCUUGAGAAUCCCCAGCCCAUGCAAUGUACAAAGUCUUAUCAUAUAAUAAAGCACAUACAGCAGUACAA
Molecule: messenger RNA, 971 nt
Organism: Nasonia vitripennis (jewel wasp)
Lineage: Eukaryota; Metazoa; Arthropoda; Insecta; Hymenoptera; Pteromalidae
Product: cilia- and flagella-associated protein 299
Exons: 1
Coding region: 151-828 (225 amino acids)
Source: RefSeq, a predicted model, not a curated record